CCCGCAGGCCCCGCCCCUCCCCGCAGCCCCAAACCUCUGCUGCUCUGCCGCGCGGGUCCCCCAUGUUUCUGCGACUCCGCUCGGCGGCUCUCGCUCCGCUUCUCCGCACCCUUCGGCCUGUUCCUGUUGCGGCCAUGAGCACCGGCACUUUCGUUGUGUCGCAGCCGCUCAAUUACCGCGGCGGGGCCCGCGUGGAGCCGGCGGACGCCUCGGGCACCGAGAAGGCGUUCGAGCCCGCAACCGGCCGAGUGAUAGCCACUUUCACUUGCUCCGGAGAGAAGGAAGUAAAUUUGGCUGUCGCAGAUGCAAAAGCUGCCUUUAAAAUCUGGAGGCAGAAAUCCGGCAUGGAGCGCUGUCGAAUUCUUUUGGAGGCUGCCAGGAUAAUAAGGGAACGGAAGGAUGAGAUCGCCACCGUGGAGACCAUCAACAAUGGCAAGUCCAUCUUCGAGGCCCGCUGGGACAUCGACACUUCGUGGCAGUGCCUGGAGUACUACGCCAGCUUGGCGGGCUCCAUGGCCGGCGAACAUAUCCAGCUCCCAGGCGGCUCCUUCGGUUAUACCAGAAGAGAACCGCUUGGCGUCUGUGUGGGAAUCGGUGCCUGGAACUACCCCUUCCAGAUCGCCUGCUGGAAGUCUGCGCCCGCCUUAGCCUGUGGUAACGCCAUGGUCUUCAAGCCGUCUCCCUUCACGCCGGUGUCCGUGCUGCUGCUGGCCGAGAUCUACGUGGAGGCCGGCGUGCCCCCGGGGCUCUUCAACGUGGUGCAGGGAGGGGCGGCCACGGGCCAGUUUCUGUGUCAGCACCCCGACGUGGCCAAGGUCUCCUUCACUGGGAGUGUGCCCACCGGCUCGAAGAUCAUGGAGACAGCAGCUAAGGGAAUCAAACCCGUUACCUUGGAACUGGGAGGCAAAUCGCCCCUGAUCAUCUUCUCGGAUUGUGACAUGGAGAACGCUGUGAAGGGGGCGCUGAUGGCCAACUUCCUCACGCAGGGCGAGGUUUGUUGUAAUGGCACAAGAGUAUUUGUGCAAAAGGAGAUUCUUGAUGAAUUUACAAGGGAAGUGGUGAAACGGACCGAGAAGAUCAAAAUCGGAGAUCCCCUUCUGGAAGAUACGAGGAUGGGUCCCCUCAUCAACCGCCCGCACCUGCAGCGAGUCCUCGGGUUUGUUAAGCUGGCAAAGGAGCAGGGUGCUAAAGUGCUAUGUGGUGGAGAUGUACACGUGCCCGAAGAUCCCAAACUGAAGGACGGAUAUUACAUGAGACCUUGUGUACUGAAGAAGGCGUUUUCAAGCGCCAAGCACGGUAAUCCGUCACUGAUGUCUGGCUCUGUUACGAUGUUUGCAGCUAACUGCAGAGACGACAUGACCUGCGUGAAAGAGGAGAUCUUUGGACCAGUUAUGUCCAUUUUACCAUUUGACACCGAAGCUGAGGUCCUAGAAAGAGCCAAUGAUACCACUUUUGGCUUAGCAGCUGGGGUCUUUACCAGGGACAUCCAGCGCGCACACAGAGUGGUGGCCGAGCUGCAGGCCGGAAUGUGCUUCAUCAACAACUACAACGUCAGCCCUGUGGAGCUGCCCUUUGGAGGAUACAAGAAGUCAGGGUUCGGCAGAGAGAACGGCCGGGUGACAGUCGAGUAUUAUUCGCAGCUGAAGACUGUGUGCGUGGAGAUGGGUGAUGUGGAGUCUGCCUUUUGAAAAUGGGCGGCGUGGCCGGGGCGGAGCGGGGACCGGAUCUCCAUGGAACAGGCUUCUCCCAAACUGUGUCUUUUGGGAGAAGAGAUUGGCUCAGUGUUCUUCAUGUCUCAGUCCCCUUCCUAACUGAAAAUGUGCCCAAGUGCCUUUUAGAUACUAAUCAAGGAAGCUGCGGUUGUGCUCAAAGCACUUGUCUGUGAAAUCUUUCACCUCCUUCUGGAGUACAGAGAGAGGGACCAGGAUUAUCAUCCUCCCACAGAUCUGAGCCACUGAUGAUGCUCGGGCUCUGGUUUGCCUUAAAGAGCUAUUUCCCAAUUAGGCUCCUGGUGGAGUAAGUGGACACGAUUUCCUGCUCAUUGACAUGUUUACGCUCUGGGCCCUUGUCAUUUCAUUGAGAAAGCCCACGGUCAGGACCGUGAUGACAGACAGGGUCACGAUCUGACGAUGCUUACCUGCCGAGGGAAGCACUUUCCACUUAGUGCUGGUAGAAGAGGUCAGUCCCCGGCCCUCGCAGGACAGAUAGCCUGCUCUUUUUUUUAUAUAUACACACUAGCUGUAUGCUACUGUAGCACACGAAAAAGAAAUAAAUUACACGGUUAAUCCCUUCA
Mustela erminea (ermine) is the source of this 2293-nucleotide messenger RNA. RefSeq names its product aldehyde dehydrogenase 9 family member A1 (gene ALDH9A1). Lineage: Eukaryota; Metazoa; Chordata; Mammalia; Carnivora; Mustelidae. The coding region runs from base 63 to 1688 and encodes 541 amino acids. Gene Ontology annotation, molecular function: 4-trimethylammoniobutyraldehyde dehydrogenase (NAD+) activity; aminobutyraldehyde dehydrogenase (NAD+) activity. The transcript is spliced from 11 exons. The record is from RefSeq and is a predicted model, not a curated record.